Molecule: messenger RNA, 2898 nt
Organism: Didymosphaeria variabile
Lineage: Eukaryota; Fungi; Ascomycota; Dothideomycetes; Pleosporales; Didymosphaeriaceae
Exons: 4
Coding region: 1-2898 (965 amino acids)
Source: RefSeq, a predicted model, not a curated record
AUGGCUCGCGGACUGCUCAUCUUCGGUUCUGCUUUUGCAGUAUUCGGUGCAGUGCUCUGGCAACUUCUAUUGAAGGACCUUCUGUUCAUCGUGCUCGGCGUAGGCCGAGUAGUACAACCCCUCGAGGACUUUCCAUACAAAUGUCGGAAGAUCACAGACAAGAGGUUGACGGGUUGUGAAGAUAUGUGGUUGGACGACCAGGAGAGAAUGCUGAAGAAAGUUAAUGUUUCUGCGAGAAGGGAAGGCGGCACUGAAUUUUUGGCUCUCUCAAUCGACAGCGAGCUGCCUGAUGGUUCAUUCCCCAUUCGCGCCAUUAACCUAGAUAACUACGUGUCUCCAACGGGCGACUCGUCCGUUGAUAUCCUUGGGUUCGACGCCGAGGUCAUCGACAAAAGUACCGUGCACUUCUAUCUCACUAAUCAGCGCCCGCCAGUGGAUUCGCAGGGUAAACACAUUGACGCUACCGAAACUGGUGCAAAUGCAACGAUGGACGUGUUCGAACAUAAGAGAGGGACUAGCAGUAUGAGACACUUGAGGACCGUGUGGGAUCCGGAGACUCUCUAUACGCUGAACAAUGUUGCGGCGGUGGGCGGCGGGGCAUUUGUGGCGACAAAUGAUCACUCGAAGUCGCUAGGACUGCGCAGAACACUUGACGACUACAUCGGCGGCGGCGGCGUAACCUACUGCUCAUCCGCCUCUGCCUGCUUUCCUGUCACGCCCCCUCGAACAUUCAAGAUGCCGAACGGACUCGCUCGCGGCGCAGAUGGGCUCAUUUACGUUCCGGCCACCUUCGGUGGCACCAUCUCCGUAUACUCCCUUAAGACAUUCGGUGAGCAUAUGCAGCCUAUGUUCAGCCUGCGCGAUACUAUCAACGUUGGCAUGCCGCUCGACAAUCUAGCGCUUGAUGGGAAUGGUGACUUGUGGAUCCCUGGGUUUCCGAACGGUGCGAAAUCAUUCAAAUGGUAUGAAAAUCCUGUCAAAAACAAGAUGCCAGCAACCAUAUGGAAGAUCAAAAAAAUUGAGAAGGCAUACCAGGUGGAGAAGGUGCUUGAGGAUAGUGAGGCGGAAAUUUUGCACGGGAUCACCACUGUAAGGCACGAUGUCAAGACCGGGCGACUGUUCAUGGGAGAACGAACUCAGCAAAAGAAAAACCCACGCCUUGUGGCGAACAGGAAAUUCGUCAACAGACUCCGCUCCAAAGCCGAGCAAACCCAAUGGGACCGCCGCGCAAGCUACGAAAUGGACGUAGACGAAUGGGAUACCAUCAACGAAGAGACACAGAAGACGGAGCUGGCAAACAGAUUAAGGAUCCCGACUGAAGACCUGCACAGCAUUCGCCGGUCCGGCAGCACUGUCCAGGUGACGUUCGACCUUCGAAAUGCUCGUUUGCACGUCCACAAGAAGCCUCUUUACCAGGAUGUAGGCGAUGAUGGUAAUCCGGGCACAUUGUACGGAACUCACGCACCCAAUGUGGAAAUUGACCCAUACAUCGGGCCCUAUUGGCCAUCGGAUCAUGCAGAAGAGUCAACACGCGCAGAAGCUCUCAGCUACAAGCCCAUUCUGGACGCACCGCCGGCUUACAUGGAUCUCCCGUGGAAGGAACUGCUGCAUCCUCAGCACAUGAUCACCAUUGAAGAGUUCUUAGUCUACUUCCCGAAUCACGUCGCCCGCUGGCCCGGUCUCGCAGCUGCACUACGUUGGUCGAACCUCAAUCGGCUCUUCUAUCGCGCAGUACGCAUCAUCAAUCUCGCUCGUGGAUCGCACCAGUGUCAACGCCGCGAGGAUCAGCAUACUGAAGUCCUCCCUUUCCAGAUGAAGAUAGAAAGAGCUAUUCGAGAGAUUGACCCCGGCUACAAGCUGUUUGACUUCCCGCACGAGAACUAUUCGAAAGAAACAAUAAACGCUCAUCUUCGUCAAAGACCACGUGGGCAGAGCGAGCAACAAAAUUUGGUGUGCACGCUUCAAGAGGCGGCUGGCUACAUCACCGGCAUCAACGAGUUCGAAGCGCACUGUCCGUUCUCACAAUUUAUGAAGCAGUUCCAGCCUGUAUUCAAGCCCGUUCCUCCUCCAAGCAUGCCGGAGCACGCUGGCGGGCUUGGGAGUCUAGAGGCCUAUGUCAGAUACCAAACUGCCGCGGGCGACAACUUCAUCGCAUGGCCUGCACAAGCAGUUCAGCCGCUGUCAGAAGUGUGCCAGGAUUCAGACUGCGAACGAUUGGAGUGCGAGAAGAUACACAAGACCGAAAAGACUUCUAAGAAGCCUGACCUCUCGAAACUUGGCAACCAUAACAAAAACAAAGCUGACACGCAAGUUCCGGCUCAGGCAUGCAAUCAGGGAGCCGCAUGCCACAAGAGAGAAUGCACCUUUGACCAUCCCGGCCCGUGGACAGAUACAAGCGUGCAGCUGAACCCUCCGAACUUCCAGGUCCACUGCAAACAGCAAGCCAAGUGCACCGACCCGGGUUGCAACAGGAGCCACAUGUCCUGGGCAUGGAUGCACGAAAACAAAGGCCCCGUGGGCAACACCAACGGUACAAAUGGCGAGCUGCACCGUGCGCCCUGGCAAAAGGCGUGCAGUUUCGAGACACGGCCUGAUGGUUGCAAGAACGUCAAGUGUGCAUUUGGGCACCGGGGGCCGAAGACAGCGGAGGACGUGCAGGUGGAGUUCGAGCUACAUCCGAGGUGUAAUUGGGAUCGAGAGUGCAAGAAUAAGAGGUGUAAUCAGGCUCAUUCUUCGCUGGCGACGCCUGUUAAUGGAGGCGGAAGAGUUGGCAACUCGGGUGGCGGCGGUCGCGGUCGCGGGGCGAACAGUGGUGCUGGUCCUCCACGGGGUGGCGGUGGCUUACAGGCUCCACGUGGUCCUCGAGGCAGAGGCAGAGGGAGAGGAAGGGCCAAUUGA